AUGCCUGCAGAACACAGGACUGUUCCCUGCCCGGAGAUCUAUGGCCCAGGCAACCUUGACGACGAGCACUUUCUUUCUGUUCCCGAUGCUCGAGGAAUCUUCAAAAUCCUUGUCAACGCAGCUGGAAAACUUUACAGAAAAAAAACCCGCGUCUGGGACUCUGUCAAAUUCAAAAAUGAGUCGCGUGUCUGCUUGGCACGUGCAUUGCUCUUCUGGCUUCAUUCCCUUACCUAUCUUACGAGAGGCAAGCAUCCUCUAGCCGGCAUCGAGGUUGUGGCGCUUGUUCGAAUUUUCCCCGGUCCGGUAAUGGGAACUACUUUGGCUGUAUUGGGGGCCGACGUUAUUCGCAUCAACUGCAGUAGGCUUCUGGGCCUGAAUCUAAGAGAUGUUUAUACUAGUGUGGACCGUCAAUCUGGACCUCACCAAGGAGGAGAUGUAGCUCGUCUGACGGAGCUAGUCAACGAUGCGGACGUCUCCAUCCAAGGCUCUCGACCGGGCUCUCUUGAAAGAAAGGGCUUUGGCUUGCACAACCUUCUAGAUAUGGACAGGUCGAUAAAAAAUACCUAUGGGCCGGAUGGUCCCUUCUACGAGCGACCUGGAUGGCAGCAAAUUGGAGACGCGGCUUUGGGAACUAGUGUUCUGUCGCCUCUUCCCAUCUCGGACAUGAUAACAGGCCUCGUUGGAGCCCUCGGCACUUUAAUGGCCCUUCGUGAUUCCACUCGAAAUGGAGGUUCUUACUGUGUGUUUAGUUCCCUGGUCACUGCUAGUGCUAUUUUGCUUCAACAAGAAAUAGAAUUCUACUCACCGGAGGUGGUACAAAACAAUGAGGAGAUCUUUCAGUGGAGAACUUCCCAGUACGUGACGGAACUGCUCCUGGUUGUCAUGGAUGACCUGAAGAGGGUCUAUCCGGAGUGUUUCUCUCCGGAUUCGCCUAUGAUUACAACCUUUGAGGACGGACAUUGGGACCAUUUAUAA
Messenger RNA from Penicillium hordei, 975 nucleotides. RefSeq lists its product as uncharacterized. Lineage: Eukaryota; Fungi; Ascomycota; Eurotiomycetes; Eurotiales; Aspergillaceae. Bases 1 to 975 code for a protein of 324 amino acids. The record is from RefSeq and is a predicted model, not a curated record. Gene Ontology annotation, molecular function: catalytic activity. The transcript has 3 exons.